This is a messenger RNA of Hibiscus syriacus, 978 nucleotides long. Its product is annotated as bidirectional sugar transporter SWEET15-like. NCBI's taxonomy places the organism in Eukaryota, Viridiplantae, Streptophyta, Magnoliopsida, Malvales, Malvaceae. Gene Ontology annotation, cellular component: membrane. Gene Ontology annotation, molecular function: sugar transmembrane transporter activity. The record is from RefSeq and is a predicted model, not a curated record. The coding region runs from base 70 to 921 and encodes 283 amino acids. Gene Ontology annotation, biological process: carbohydrate transport. The transcript has 6 exons.
UAAAGAGUUUGUGAGAGAGAGCUCUAGGGUUUACCAUUUCUCUUUCUCUCCUUCGUUUAAUACAAAGAAAUGGCAGAUCACCAUUCCUGGGCACUUGCAUUCGGAGUCUUAGGUAACAUCAUCUCAGUCCUUGUAUACCUGGCUCCAGUACCAACAUUCUACAGAAUAUACAGAAAGAAAUCAACGGAGAGUUUCCAGUCACUGCCUUACGAGGUGGCAUUGUUUAGCUCCAUGCUAUGGCUUUACUACGCCUUGAUGAAAAAAGAUGCUUUCCUGCUCAUCACCAUCAACUCCUUUGGAUGUGUUGUGGAAACUAUAUACAUAUCUAUGUUCAUAACUUAUGCUACCAAGAACAACAGGGCAUAUGCUAUAAAACUUUUUGUAGCUCUGAACGUUGGGUUGUUCUCAUUGAUUUUGAUUCUCACACACUUCCUGGUGAAAGGUUCAGUUCGUAUCCAGGUUCUUGGUUGGAUGUGUGUUGCUUUCUCUAUAUGCGUCUUUGCAGCUCCUUUGAACAUUGUGGCUCGGGUAAUUCGAACAAAGAGCGUUGAGUUCAUGCCUUUCAACUUGUCGUUUUUCCUAACAAUAAGUGCAGUAAUGUGGUUCACUUAUGGAUUGUUUAUGAAGGACUUCUGUGUAGCUCUCCCGAACGUGGUCGGCUUCGUCCUGGGGAUGCUCCAGAUGCUGCUGUACGCGAUUUACCGGAACAGCGAAACGGCUGUAGGGGAAAAGAAGCUACCGGAACAAAUGAAAGGUGGUGUUGUGCUCAGCACAUUAGGCCCCUCCGAAGUUUAUCCAGUUGCUGUAUAUAUUAAACCAGAUGUUAGGACAAAUGAGGAUCAGACAGAGAAUGAACAGACAGGGGAGGCCAACAAAAAGGAUGCGAAAACCUUGGAAGAUUCCGAUGAAUGUCCUGUUUGAUUUAGGCAUUAGAAUGUAGGUACCCCCAGUUUAUGAAUUUGUAGUGAGUUCUUUGUA